GCUCCUCCUGCUCCGUUAGUAACUCACACAGCUCUCCACGGGCAGCUCACAGGCUGCAAACACACAGACACAAAAAGUGUUUAACAAGUCUGAAGUUUGUUGCCAAAGAAACAGACAGACAAACUGCUGGGUGACUUUUGAACUUUUGUCUACUUGGAUUUAUUUUUUUCAAAACGAGCGAGUUUGGAGGAACAUUUAAAGGUGUUCAUUUCCAGACAGACCGACUUCCUCAACAACCCUUUGAACCUCAGUUUCAUCACCAUCUCUUCUUUCCUUGUCUGUGUGGUGCCCAGUGCUCCCCCAGGCUGCCUAGAGAGCGGGCACAGCGCCAUGGUAACUCACAGCAAGUUUGACAACGCAAUGAGCAGCAGCCUCUUGGACUCCAACAUGCGGCUGCCUCACCGUUACAAGACUUUCACCUCCAAGACGCAGUACCAGAUGGUCCUCGGGACGCUCCACAAGCUCCAGGAAAGUGGCUUCUACUGGGGCGCCAUCACAGGGAAGGAGGCCAACGCCAUGCUGGCAGCUGAAGCCACUGGCACGUUCCUGAUCAGGGACAGCUCCGACAAACGGCACCUGUUUGCCCUCAGUGUCAAGACGGCAUCUGGCACCAAGAACCUGCGCAUCCAAUGUGACACAUCCUCUUUUUUUCUGCAAACAGACCCUAAGAACAUUCAGUCUGUUCCCCACUUUGACUGCGUCCUCAAGCUGGUCCAUUACUACAUGUCUCAGAGCAAAGGGAACUCUCGCAGUGGGAGUAUCUACUACAUUUACUCUGGAGGGGAGAAGAUCCCACUGGAGCUCAUCAAACCUCUCUCCUGCAGCUUAUCCACCUUGCAGCACUUGUGCAGGAAAACAGUCAAUGGACAUUUGGACAUUUCUUCUAGCAGAGACCAACUUCCUCAUCCUCUUAAGGAGUUCCUUCAGGAGUAUGAUGCCCCUAUCUAGAGGUGUUGGACUGAUGCUCUUGAACGGGCAAAGACUUGAGAGUGUUGGAAAGAAACCGGGUGGUUUCAGUACAGCUACAUUCGACGACAUGCACUGUGUCUGAGGAGUUACUAUAAAGCAGAGAAAGAGAGUUAUGUGUACUGACAGGAUGUGUUCUCACAGCAAAGUGGGCCUCCUAAGGUCCAAGAAGAGGCACUGGAUUAGGGACUGAUCCACAAAGAGGGCACUGCUGUAAUCUAGUGGUGUGAAAGAGCGAUAACCUCUGCUGAUGACGUACAACUUACUGAAAACUGUAGUCAGCUGUCUACAGUCUGAUGACACACAGGUUCCCUCUGCUGCUAACCAAUGUGCUGCGAGGCUGUCGAGCACACACACAUCAGCUUCCUUGGAUGAUGCAUCCAACCAGCAUCCUGGGAUCUCUGACCAAGUGUACGCUGGAAAUUCACAGACAAUGGAAACUUAGAGUACAAAUGAGUGGACACUGAUGGCCUUCUGGGUGCAUGUUUUGUACCAGCCAUGAUGGGAAAAUGGCUCAACUUUAAAAAAAAGAAAAAGAAAAUCUGAAUCUUAUUAGAGACCAGAAAAUGUUAAAAGAAGACAUGUUCCUGAUGUUUUGUUUAGAAGAAGGGUUUAUGCCAAACUUGCCUGAACUAGACAACAGUUUGUUGGCACACAAACAUGACUGAAACCUAGCAGAUCUUACUUGAGAGAAUAGUCACAUUUUUAUAAGGCUUCAGUGGUGAGAAAAUACGCACCAAAAGAUGUGGUAGUUUUUGUGGCACAGACAGGAUCACCAUUGCUUCCAAAUGAAUGUAUUAAAUAAUGGUAUCUGUCUUUUCCUGAUAAGGAGAAGUGUCCAAAUGUAUCUUAUUUUCAUGAGUUUACAUGAGUGAAGGUGAAAUCUGCUGUCUUUUAUAAAGAUGUACUUUUUGCCAGCCAACCACUGGCUACGGAUGCUUGAAGAUAUUUGAGAAGUUUGACGAAGCGGGCAGACUGAUACAACUUUGCACUUAUUUAUAUUUGGAUGGUGACAUUUCAUUAAUUUAUAAUAAAAUAGCACUAUUUUUCUAUGAAA
This is a messenger RNA of Larimichthys crocea (large yellow croaker), 2023 nucleotides long. It is a transcript of the gene socs3a, whose product is annotated as suppressor of cytokine signaling 3a. The transcript has 2 exons. The record is from RefSeq and is a predicted model, not a curated record. Lineage: Eukaryota; Metazoa; Chordata; Actinopteri; Sciaenidae. Gene Ontology annotation, cellular component: phosphatidylinositol 3-kinase complex. Gene Ontology annotation, biological process: phosphatidylinositol phosphate biosynthetic process; intracellular signal transduction. Bases 331 to 948 code for a protein of 205 amino acids. Gene Ontology annotation, molecular function: 1-phosphatidylinositol-3-kinase regulator activity.